Panicum virgatum (switchgrass) is the source of this 838-nucleotide messenger RNA. RefSeq names its product probable phospholipid hydroperoxide glutathione peroxidase 6, mitochondrial. Lineage: Eukaryota; Viridiplantae; Streptophyta; Magnoliopsida; Poales; Poaceae. The record is from RefSeq and is a predicted model, not a curated record. Bases 134 to 640 code for a protein of 168 amino acids. Gene Ontology annotation, cellular component: cytosol. The transcript is spliced from 6 exons. Gene Ontology annotation, molecular function: glutathione peroxidase activity. Gene Ontology annotation, biological process: response to oxidative stress.
GCCGGUGACGUCUCGUCUCGGCCCACUAUCCGCUCUCGGCUUCGUCUGCACGCUACCGCCUGGCCGCCGUUUCUCCCCGACCCAGCUGAGCUCUUCUUCUUCGCCGCCGACGCCGCCCGCCCCUCGCCCCAGCAUGGCCGCCGCGUCGUCCGCCACCUCCGUCCACGACUUCACCGUCAAGGAUGCAAGCGGGAAGGACGUUGACCUCAGCACCUACAAGGGCAAGGUUCUCCUCAUCGUCAACGUCGCAUCCCAGUGUGGAUUAACUAACUCCAACUACACCGAGCUGGCCCAGCUCUAUGAGAAGUACAAGGACCAAGGCUUUGAGAUUCUGGCUUUUCCAUGCAACCAGUUUGGUGGGCAGGAGCCUGGCACCAAUGAGGAGAUUGUCCAAUUUGCCUGCACACGCUUCAAGGCCGAGUACCCCAUCUUUGACAAGGUUGACGUCAACGGUAACAAUGCCACGCCCCUCUACAAGUUCCUGAAGUCUAGCAAGGGUGGCCUGUUUGGUGACAGCAUCAAGUGGAACUUUUCCAAGUUCUUGGUUGACAAGGAGGGGCGUGUUGUGGAUCGCUAUGCGCCGACCACUUCCCCUCUGAGCAUUGAGAAGGACAUCAAGAAGCUGCUUGGGAGCUCUUAAACCAUCUGAGCGCUAAAACUGUAUUCCUCUGAGCGCUAAAAUUUACAAUGAUAUUGUAUUAAUAAAGUAGUGCUCUGCUGCAGUACCCGCUCAAUUUCCAUUGCAUGUGUAUUCGUAUAUUCCCUUUGAAUGGAUUCCGAUGAUGUAUACCGGUUAGUUCUGCUUUAUGCUUUAUCGAAAAUAUUGUCGUGGUGUGCC